Messenger RNA from Cladocopium goreaui, 1785 nucleotides. NCBI's taxonomy places the organism in Eukaryota, Dinophyceae, Suessiales, Symbiodiniaceae. The record is from the annotation of a GenBank genome assembly.
AUGGAGCCGCUUCGAGAGGCAAAGAUCGUCAGUCGAGUGGAGGUUGAUGAAUGCUUCCAUGAAGGUGACGUGCCAGUGGUACUUGUGGAUGCGGUGCCCAGCGUUAAAGGAUGGAAGGGCCGUGCCUUGCCACGGAUGCUGCGAUUGAACGACAUCAUGGACUCCCUUCAGCUGCGGUGCAAGUUGGCUGCAGCCGAAGAUCCUUGCAUUUCUUCCAGCCGCAAUUCCCCGAAAUUCCUGCGCUACGGGCUGGCUGCACCUGCAACAGCCAUCGUCCUUGGAGCAUGGAGAGAGGGACUUGACAUCACCUUCCGCGGCGUUUCGCCAGAGUUGUUGCGCUCUCUGGACUUGGUGGGCUACCUGUCAAUCCCAGGCGACAUCAUCCUCGAUGCGAUGCCUCAAGAGAUGUUGCCACCGGGACCUGACUUUGCAUGCGCCAUGCUGGGUGAAGGUGCAGACCUCUUCCUUUGCCGACCUCCCAUCAUUUGCGGGCACAGCAUCUCUGUCUUGGCUGGCCAGCUGACGGUUCGUCUGUUGCCACCCACUUGUGAGAUUCCGAGUGAUGCGUUGAUUGGGGACUUGGGAGCCUCGCUUUCACAGUGCAAUUUGUUUGGGCCACGGAGCCAGGGGAGUGACGGAGCCAUGGAAGCUGAGCUUGGAGCAGGUGAUGUGCUGCUGAUCCCCCCAGCCUGGUGGCAUCAAUGCUUGGACCGCCAAGGAGCUACGGCCUUGGCGGUGAAACCGUACCUGAACAAGGAAAUGAUCAGUGCAGCGUGGCAAGAAGUCUCUAGAAUGCUGAACUUGGAUCAGGCGACCCCCGAUGCCAAAGUGUUGUGUAAGACCUUGAACGAUCGGAGGUGUCUGCAGCUUGGAACCGGUGCUUGGCCCUUCUGGCCCUCGAAGGAUCCGAAGGACAGCGACGAUCGUUUGCGAAGUGCGUUGGAGGAUCAGCCUGGCUUCGUGUACAGCGGCAUGGUGCUGCCUUCGGAGGUGGAUCUUUGGAGCAAUGAAGACUUCCAGAGGUUUGUGGCAACCGCUGGCUUCAUUGCCCCCUCGCCUGAGCGCCGCGGUCAGCGUGCGAAGUUAAGGACGGCGCCGGCAAGACUACGGGAGUGGUUGGAGACACCCAUUGACGCUGAAGGCCAGCUCCCAGGUGGAGAGGCGCCCAAAGUGAUUUGGAUGUAUUGGGCACAAGGUUGUCAGCAACUGACCGGCUUCAGGCGUCUUUGUGUGCACAGUUGGGGAGCUCAAAAUCCUGAUUGGCAGGUCAUCAUCCUUGACAAGGACAGCGUCUGGCGUUAUGUCGAUACCUCUGAGCUGCCCAAAUGCUACAAGGAACUUCCAGCCGCGCAACAAUCUGAUGCAUUGCGACUGGCGCUGCUGGCGAAAUAUGGUGGGGUCUACACCGAUGUGGCGACCAUCUGCCUUCAGCCGCUCAAGGACUGGCUGUGGGACAAAGUGUGUGAUGGCCCACUUGAAAGAGGACUAGGUGCUUGGUACUUGGCGUGCUUUGGUAUGGAGCCGGGAGUGAGCAAGGAAUACGUUGAAAAUUGGUUUCUGGCUGCCCGCAGACGUCAUCCUCUGAUGGUGGCCUGGAGGGACUUGUACAAUGCUGGCUGGGAAGAUGCCAGGACUCGACAUGAAUAUCCUCUUGGGCCUCUCUUCCAGAAUGUGGAUUUGUCGCACAUAUCGAUUGCUGAGCAUCGAGAUUGGCUUCUUAUGCAUGUCUGCUUCAAGAAGCUGAUCGACGAAAACCCCGAGCUCAGGUGCCCACAUCGAUGGUGA